Messenger RNA from Fraxinus pennsylvanica, 687 nucleotides. The record is from the annotation of a GenBank genome assembly. NCBI's taxonomy places the organism in Eukaryota, Viridiplantae, Streptophyta, Magnoliopsida, Lamiales, Oleaceae.
AUGGGUAGACCACCUUGCUGUGAUAAAAUGACUGUAAAGAAAGGGCCAUGGACUCCAGAAGAAGAUAUCAUCUUGGUUUCAUAUAUUCAAGAACGUGGACCUGGGAAUUGGAGGACUGUUCCUUCUAACGCUGGUUUGCUUAGGUGCAGUAAGAGUUGCAGGCUCAGAUGGACUAAUUACCUCCGGCCAGGGAUCAAACGGGGCAACUUCACUGAACAUGAGGAGAAGAUUAUUAUCCACCUCCAAAAUCUUCUUGGAAAUCGAUGGGCAGCCAUAGCUUCUUAUCUUCCUGAGAGAACUGAUAAUGAUAUUAAGAACUACUGGAACACUCAAUUGAAAAAGAAACUCAAUAAGCUUCAACAAGGCGAUGAUGCUAAUAACCAAGAAAGGCACUCAGUUUCUGAAUCAAUCUCUAAAGGACAUUCUAACCCUAGUGAAGGGACACUGAGUGCAACAACACCACCAGAGGGAAAUCAUUAUCUCUUUAGCUUCAAUUCUGAUGAAUCGGACGAGGCUGCUGCGAAUUUCACACCUGAAAAUGGGGCUUUCAAGGAUGAAAAACAACAAGAUUUGAACAAUCAAAUGCCUCUUACUUUGCUAGAGAAAUGGCUUUUUGAUGAUGUAGCUACUCAAGGAGAUGAAGAAAUAGUGGACAUGUCCUUGGGAGAAACUUCUAGGUUAUUCUGA